AUGUUUCUAAAGCAGAUCGACCUGACGACGGCGCUGCGGCCGUCGUACCUUCCCGAUGAAGACCUGCUCUUCGUCCAGGACAACGUUGGCCUGUACGAGGGCAAGUACAAGCUGCCCAACCACCAGAUCGGCCAGGUCUACCUGACAUCACACCGUGUUUGCUACGUCGACAAGGCCGACCCGAGGAAGAACUCGCUCGCCAUUGAUCUCAAGGACGUCGAGCGCUACGACUAUUCCGCCGGCUUCAUCAAGACUUCAGCCAAGAUCUCGCUGGUCCCCAAAGCGACAAAGCGCUCGUCUCUCCAACCCUGGGCGCCGGGGCUCGCCUCGAACCACUCGCGCAGCGCCACCUCGUCGCCGGUCCAGCGGACUGCUGACGGCGCCCACCGCUCGCCGCCCGUCAACCAGCCCUCGGCGGGAACGGCGACGUGGGUUUGCACCAUCUGCAGCUUCUCCAACCCCGUGCCCUCCAACUUCGACCCCUCGACGGCCAGUGCCCACACGCCGCUCCCGCCCUGCCUGGCCUGCGGCAUCAAGCCAACCCUCACGCACGUGCUGAAGGCUGCCAUCUCGAAUGCCACGAGCAGGUCGCCUGGGGGCCCGGCCCUGCUCACCCCUCUGCCCGUGCGGCCCAGGCCUGUGUCGGGGAUAGCAGGGCAGCAGCAGAGCCACGGGCCGCCGACGUCUCCCCGGACCCCGGACGCACCGCAGCAGACGCCCGACCCGGACGCGUCUUUCCAGUGCCCCCGGUGCACGUUCCUCAACCACCCGUCCCUGAUGUCGUGCGAGAUCUGCGGGGCGCCCCUGAUCUCGCACGACCUGCCCGCCGACCUCGCGCACCAGCCCCGGAGCGAGACCGAGUCGCCCGGCCCCUUUCUGCAGUCGUCGCCGAGCGCCGUGCCGCAGGGCCUGGACAACUUUGAGACCGUCAAGCUGUCGUUCCGCGGCGGCGGCGACAAGAUCUUCUACGAGAGGCUCAAGAGGAGCAUGACGCAGCGCAAGUGGCUGCUGCAGGGCGCGCCACCGAUCCCCCGGUCGGCGCGGCCCGGGGACGCAGCGUCGAGCGGGCUGGGGAUCGUGGGCGGCAGCGGCGGCGACUCGUCUGGGGGGGCGGCGUCGGAGCAGCGGGUCAAGAUCGCCGGGAUCGCGGGCCUCGAGCACCGGGGCCAGGCGAUGCGCAAGAACAACGAGCUAGUGAUUGGCAGCGCAUUUGAGGACCUCGAGGCGCUCAUGGCGUCGGCCAAGCAGAUCGUGGAGCUAGCGGAGAAGUUUGCGCGGCAGGUCAAGAGCGGCGGGAACGGCGGCGAGGGCGUCGAGAACGCGCUGCUGCUCGCCGAGUCGGCUAGCCAGCUCGGGCUCAUCACCACCAAGGACAUUGUCGGCACCAGCGGCAGCGGCGGCGGCGACUCGCUGUACCUGUCGGAGCUGGCGCGCAACCUGGCCGAGUUCCUGACCGACGACGGCCGCGGCGUGCUACGCCGCGCUGGCGGCAUCAUGUCGCUGGUCGACCUGUGGGCAGUCUUCAACCGCGCCCGCGGCGGCGUCGAGCUCGUCAGUCCUGCCGACUUCGAGAAGGCGGCCAACCUGUGGGAGAAACUCGAGCUGCCCGUGCGCCUGCGCACCUUCAGGUCGGGCGUCAAGGUGGUGCAGGCCCGCGACCGCACCGACGACACCACCAUCCGCGCCCUGCUGGCCUGGCUGCGCGACCUGCACGAGUUCCCCCCCGACCGCCACGUGCCCUGGGACUGGCGCGUCUUUGGCCGCGGCGUCACGGCCCGCGACGCCGCCGAGCGCUUCGGCUGGAGCAUCGGCGUCGCCGAGGAGGAGCUCGAGAUGGCCGAGGACCGCGGCGUCCUCUGCCGCGAGGACGGCAUCGAGGGCCUCCGCUUCUGGGAGAACUACAUCGACACGGGCGAGGGCAAGGCCUGGCGCGACCCCGCCAAGGAGGAGCGCGACAAGAUUAUGCGCGCCCUGAAGGAGUCGGGCUUUCUGUAG
Lasiosphaeria miniovina is the source of this 1995-nucleotide messenger RNA. RefSeq names its product EAP30/Vps36 family-domain-containing protein. Gene Ontology annotation, molecular function: phosphatidylinositol-3-phosphate binding; ubiquitin binding. Bases 1 to 1995 code for a protein of 664 amino acids. The record is from RefSeq and is a predicted model, not a curated record. The transcript is spliced from 2 exons. Gene Ontology annotation, biological process: protein transport to vacuole involved in ubiquitin-dependent protein catabolic process via the multivesicular body sorting pathway. Lineage: Eukaryota; Fungi; Ascomycota; Sordariomycetes; Sordariales; Lasiosphaeriaceae. Gene Ontology annotation, cellular component: ESCRT II complex; late endosome membrane.